Aspergillus versicolor CBS 583.65 is the source of this 873-nucleotide messenger RNA. Its product is annotated as glycoside hydrolase family 16 protein. The record is from RefSeq and is a predicted model, not a curated record. Lineage: Eukaryota; Fungi; Ascomycota; Eurotiomycetes; Eurotiales; Aspergillaceae. Bases 1 to 873 code for a protein of 290 amino acids. The transcript has 3 exons. Gene Ontology annotation, biological process: carbohydrate metabolic process. Gene Ontology annotation, molecular function: hydrolase activity, hydrolyzing O-glycosyl compounds.
AUGAUUUCGCCCCUAAAGAUUUCGAUUGUCCUAUCAAGCGUCGCAGCAGUGCAGGCUGCCUACCACGCGACGGCUGGAGAUUCAGAGGUCACCUACGCCCAUCGCAUCUACCAUGACUUUCGCUCCUUGGAUGAUACGGGGAACCUCUACAAGAGCGAGCCCGCAAACAUCACAAGUGAUGAGGAAUCAUCUGCGGCUCCCAUCCAGGAAGGGUACCUCUCGUCCGAUGCAUUUGUGAACGACUGGGGUAUCCAGACUUGGGAUUCACCAGCGGGAGAGGAUACGCCUCUGCGAAAGCAGUACAGCAAUGGCAAUGUCUACAUUAAACGCGACGAGGAGACCUCAGCAACCCACCUGGUCCUCCGCGCAUACCGCAAUGAAGACUUCGUCUCCGCCGGCGAAAUCGACAGCAAACUGUCCAAUAUUUUCCAUGCGUCCAUUCGCGUCCGUGCCAGAGUGCGCGGUGAAUCCGGAGCCUGCGCCGGCAUCUUCACCUACUUCGACGAUGACAACGAGAGCGAUAUCGAGAUCCUGACUCGGGAUGAAACAAACCACAUCCGUUACACUAACCAGCCCGGCCUAGACGACGCCGGGAAUGAGAUCCCCGAGGCUUCCACUGAUGCUGUCAUGAAGAAUGGAGCUGUCUGGACGGAGUGGAAUGACCACCGCUUGGACUGGACUCCUGAGCUUAGUGCUUGGUAUUUGAACGGGGAGCAGGCUGUGACGAAGACGUAUGGAAUUCCGAAGAAUCCGAGCUCUGUUAUCCUGAAUAUGUGGAGUGAUGGUGGCGUGUGGUCGGGAGAGUUGGAUGUUGGAUCUGCUGCGUAUCUCGAAAUCCAGUGGAUCGAGGUGCUGUAUAAUACAUCCGAAUAG